AUGGCAUUUUUAAUUGAAUCCUCCACCAACGAGUUCUCUCUAAAUAUGGGCAAACCACAAGGAAUUUACAUAGUUGAAAAUCAUUUCUUCUCAACAUCCCUUGUGCCCAGUAAAAUGAGACAAAAAUUAUAUUACCUACAAUCAAAUUUAAAUGCAUGCGUCUUUAACGAAAACGUCAUGACCAUAUUAGAAGGAGAAGUUGAACGAAUGUUCGCAAGUCUUGAUGAACUUGAAAGAGUUAUGCAUAAACUUGAUGGUCAAAUGGCUGAGGUUGAUGAAAUAAAUUGUGGAGAUGAAAUGAUUGAUGAUGAACUUAAAACGAUUUAUCAAAAUGUUGUUCGUUUAAUAAAGGAAAUGGAAGAAAAUAUGGACCUAUUGGAAAAAUUAAUUCAUAAUUGCGCAGAGUAA
This is a messenger RNA of Funneliformis geosporum, 408 nucleotides long. The record is from the annotation of a GenBank genome assembly. Lineage: Eukaryota; Fungi; Glomeromycota; Glomeromycetes; Glomerales; Glomeraceae.